GAGAGACAGAGAGAGAGAGAGAGAGAGCCAGAGAGAAAGAGAGAAAGGCAGAGAGAGAGAGGGAGAGGACACAACCUUAAGGCAACAAACCCAGCUCCAGGUUUUGAGAAUCUUCAGAGAGCUGUGAUCGUCCUCCUCUCUGGCCUCUCACACAGGAGAUCGAUGCACUUUGAGUCUCUGGGCAGUUAACCACCCAAUUCCAGCCGGGCUGUCCACAGGCUUCACCCUGCGACCAUUCGCUGCAAAGUGCCACAAGGCAGCGGGAACAGGUCCUGGGAGAGACGCUGUCAGCGCCCGCUGGACAGCGCGGGGAAACUGGUGACACCUCGGGAGCACAGUCCGACCAACAGUCGACACUGAGCCAAAGAAGAAGAGUUUAGGACAAUUCGCAAACACAGGAUGAAGGAGCUUUAAGCAACAUUGCAAAGGAAGACAGAGAGAUGGAGGGAUUUUGGGAAGGGUUUAGGGCCUAGCUAGCUGACUGCUAUCUCUCUAUUGACCAUCAAGAGAUUGGGAACAGCCACAGAAUUUGGCUACUUUCUUGUGUGAACUGUCCUGAUCUUGCGAGGUUAAGGAGAAUUAAUUAGUUGCUUCACGUUUUUGAAGAAACCCACCAUAUCAAUUGGCCUGAAGGCCUCAGGCUUUUGACGUGGGCCUCAUUCAGGCCAACUGGGGGACAGCCGGCCAUGAAGGCAGCUGGGUCUUCCGAGUUACUUGACAGUGAGUCAGAAAAGGUGGAUCUAGAAUGUUCCAUCUGCUGCCAUGAUUACAACUGGACCGACAAGUGUCCCCGGGAGUUGGAAUGUCUCCACACUUUCUGUACCGAGUGCCUCACCAAAAUGGAGGGGCAACUUCCCAACGCGGGCCGCCACAUCUCUUGCCCUCUCUGCAGGCACUCCACCGAGCUCACGGCUUCGGGGGCCCUGGGCCUACCCCGCCAGGAGGAGAUUCUCUCCGAGAUUCUCUCCCUGCAGCCGGGAGAGCAUGGCGGCUCCUCAGCUACCCUGAGCCAGCAGCUGAUCCUGACCCUGGACUCGGGAGAGACCACCGUCAUCAUGCUGCCCACGGUCAGCCUGAGCGUGGAGCGGGGGGAUGGGCAGCGGGCUUCCAGGGCCUGGAAUCUCCGAGAGCAUUCGCUCGUCCGCCAGAACCAGAAACAGCAGGCCGCGGUGUGCCUGAGGAAGGCCUCCUGGAGGGUGGCCACUCUCCUGAUCCUGUUCUGCAUUGCUGCUUUCGUGCUUGGCCCACGACUCUUUUAGCCUACCACGGUGCCCCAGAGAGUGCCCCCUCAUCCGGUACAGGUGGAGGUGGGCAAAACUCCCUCAGGGAACAGUAACGUUCAACCUCACGAGCGGUCAGGAGACUUCUCCUCGCCCUCUCCAUCGCACCCCAUCGGUAUCACCUUUGGGAUAUAACCAAACCUGGUCUUCCAUCCUCCGCCCAUCUCCUCUGGUGGCUAUUCAUGCCAAACAAUACGCCAAGUUUGUCAUUUCCUCCACUCACUAACCCCCAGGCUAACCAACCUUCUCCUCUCUCUCUCUCUCUCCUCCCUUGACUCUCUAUCUCUCUUUUUCUCUCUCUCUCUCACACAGUCUUUCUUUCCCAUUCCGCUCAAUUUCAUCCCCCUCCUCGUACACUCUUCCCUCCUUUUCUCAUCUGCUUUACCUAUUUCCAUCUCCCAGCUGUGGUUUCGACUGAGGUGAGGUCAGUUCCAGGAGGGCGUGUGAGAGAGAGAGAGAGAGAGAGACUUCCUGAGGUGGGUGACGCCGUACCAAACCCGUACCACCUCUGGACCUCCCCCAGAAUGAGAUUCUGGGAAGGAUGGGUGACCAUUGACGUCCCGGCCUCACAGCCUGUUGGAGGCCUGGUCCAUGACCGUGUGAUUGGCCUCGUACUGUCCCUGUUGAGCCCAGACCAGUUUUGGGGGCCUGUGACCAGGGGUUGAGCAGGGCAGCUGAUCACCUCGCGGCCAUGUCAGGGAGCAGAGGAAUCCUCAAUCAGAGGCUGGGGUCCUUCGCUCCUGCCCUCCCUUCUCCCACAGCAGGAAACGGUCAAUCAGUGACCUUUGCCCCUCGUGCUCCGCUCUGCAGUUGCCCCUGGGGUAGUCAUGGCUUUCCCGAUUGGCCGUUGGCCAUUGCUCUCCAGGAGUUCCCUAGCCGGGAGGCGGCUCCAGAACCUGUAACCCUGACGAUCAGCACCCCCCUCCCACUCCUCAACACGUUCCCCCUGAAAUGGGAACCACUGCCUAACAACACACAUCCCCAGCCCCUUCUGAAACGGACUGCCCCAAACAGGAGACCCUCCAACACGAAACCAUGCGCUCCCCCAUUUCACACAGGACCCUACUGAAACAGGGUUCCCCUCAACAUGAAGCCUGCUCUCCCCCCCCC
Messenger RNA from Chiloscyllium plagiosum (whitespotted bambooshark), 2390 nucleotides. Lineage: Eukaryota; Metazoa; Chordata; Chondrichthyes; Orectolobiformes; Hemiscylliidae. The record is from RefSeq and is a predicted model, not a curated record.